Penicillium cinerascens is the source of this 1584-nucleotide messenger RNA. RefSeq lists its product as uncharacterized. NCBI's taxonomy places the organism in Eukaryota, Fungi, Ascomycota, Eurotiomycetes, Eurotiales, Aspergillaceae. Bases 1 to 1584 code for a protein of 527 amino acids. Gene Ontology annotation, molecular function: oxidoreductase activity, acting on paired donors, with incorporation or reduction of molecular oxygen; iron ion binding; heme binding. The record is from RefSeq and is a predicted model, not a curated record. The transcript has 4 exons.
AUGGCAGCUCUCCAACUCUUGAAUCACCCUCACGAGCUUGCUCUAGGUAUUGUCGUCCUACUUUUCUCUGGAUAUGUCAUCUACCAAAGAUUCCUACACCCCCUCGCCAAAUACCCCGGCCCUUUUCUCGCCUCGCUCACCGACCUCUGGCAGGUGCAUCAAUUCAUGACUCUGAAGCAACCGUACACACUCACCAAGCUACACGAAAGAUACGGCUCGGUUGUGCGCUAUGGCCCAGACAAGUUGAGCAUCACCGACGAAGAGGCCAUCAAAUCAAUCUACCAGAGCGGAGCUCGAUAUAUGCCGAAAACCGAGUUCUACAAUGCCUAUGGAGCGGCUCAUCCCAAUGUGUUUGGAAUGCGCGAUGAACAUGUACAUUCCGUCAGACGGCGUCACAUGUCUCACAGUUUCUCGAUGAGCUACGUCAAAGAGAUGGAGCAGCACCUUGACGCAAAUAUCAAGAUUUUGCGAGGGAAGAUAGAAUCGUAUGCUGCGAACCAGGAAACAUUUGAUCUAAAAAAGGCCUUGCACUACUAUGUCAUUGAUACCUUGGGUGAACUAGCUUUCAGCCAGACAUUCGGCGUGCAGGUUUCCGACGACGAAACUCGCGUUCCACCGGCUAUCGAGCAUAGCUUGCUAGCAGCAGCCACAGGUGCUUGGCCGAUGAUGACUAUGCGACUGAAAAGAUGGCUCCCACUUAUCCCGCACAACGGGCUGCAAGCACUGUUUAAGGGCCGGAAAGCCUGCGCAGAUCUCGCUUCCCGAUGUGUUGAUGUCAGAUUGAAUUCCAUCAAACCAAAAGAUGGAUCAAACACCGACUCUUCUGGAAGAAAGGAUAUUCUUACGAAUUUGAUACUGGCUAAGCACCCCGACACGGGUGAGAGUCUGUCCCAGAUCGACCUCGAGACCGAGGCAUUUGGAUUUAUCAUUGCGGGCACUCAUACUACCAGCGCAACUACCGCAUUACUCUUCUAUCACUUGCUCCAUGACCCGAAGCUAAUGACCAAGUGUGUGGCAGAGAUUGAUGAGAAAUUGCCCAUUCUUCAACCCGAUGAAAGCGCCUAUUCUGUCACAGUCACGGAGACGUCACUUCCGUAUUUGCGAAACUGCAUAAAAGAAAAUUUCCGGAUCACUCCCGUCUUCACAAUGCCUUUGGCGAGGAGAGUUCGUAUGCCAGAAGGAGUAAAUAUUGCUGGAAAGCAUAUUCCCUACGCAACCUCCAUUGCCGUGUGCAAUCAUGCUUUCCACCACAACCCAGCGGUUUGGGGACCCGACCAUAACGUAUUCGAUCCCUCCCGGUGGGAUGAUCCCGAGACUGCGAAAAAAUCUCGGCUAUUGAUGCAUUUUGGCCUUGGGGCCCGGCAGUGCAUUGGCAAGACUGUGGCUAUGACCAACAUCUACAAGUUGAUGAGCACACUACUGAGUGAAUUUGACUUUGAGCUAGCAGAUGAGAAUGAGAGGGCUCGUGCCCAAGCGAAUGGGUUCCGUGGGGAGAUUCCGGAGUUGACAAGUGUAGGAAUCAGUGAUUUAGCACAGCCUUUGUGGGUGAAGGCCCAGAAGCGGGAUAGGGUUGUUGUCAACUAG